GGAGUCCACUCAAUGCAAGUUGGGAGUAAAGUCUCGCCUAUCAAUUUAGCAUUAGUUCAUCUUCCAUCGCCACACGGCUGGCCCUUCCCUGGCCACACAUUUUACCAUUGCGAAGAACACGAGAGCGAGAGAGAGAGAGAGAGAGAGAGAGGAGUUAAAAAACAGAGAGAGAGAGGAUCUUACGUACCACGACAUCUCCUUCCUUCCCGGUUAGAAGUGUUAGCGAUGGAGGAGCGAAGCAAUAACAAGAAGAAGAAGAAGAGCACAGUGCUGUGGCUGUGCGAUGAGCUGCUGGAGAGAAUCCUCGCGCUUAUCGCCGAUCCCUGCGACCGCGCGGCGGUCUCCGAGGUGAAUCGGCAGUGGUACCGGGUGGAGGCGAGGACGCGAUCGAGAUUGGUGGUCAAGUGCUCGUACGCAGUGCAUCCAUGGCGGCUGGCCCAGCGAUUUACCGGCCUCGCCAGCGUGACCAUCAAGGGGCGGCCACGGAUCUACGACUGGGGCUUGCUCGGGGACGACUGGGGCGGCGCCGCCGACACCUGGAUCCGCGUCCUCGUCGCCUGCUGCCCCUCUCUCGCUGCCAUCCACCUCCGCCGCUUCGACGUCCCCGACUCCGCCAUCGCCGCCAUCGCCACCGCCGCGUUUGCGAGCUCGCUGCAGGUUCUCAAGCUCGACCGCUGCUCGGGCUUCUCCACCCGGGGCCUCCUCGAGAUCGCGCGCCACUGCAAGAACCUCAGAGUGUUGAGCUUGGACGAGAGCAUCGUGGAUGGUGGCGGCGAGCAGUGGCUGCGAGCUCUGGCCGACACCGCCACCAAGCUCGAGGUGCUCAGCUUUAGCCUGACGGGGAUCGAGGUUCGGGGCCUGGACGAUGUGGCGGCGAUUGUGAGCAGGAACAAGCGACUCGCCUCUCUUCGGCUUGACGAAGUUCGCACUACCAAUGACGCCAUUUCCAGGGCCCGGGGGAUCCUGCGCGAUGCCGCAUCGCUCCAGGAGAUGCUGCUGCUCUAUCGCUCCGUGGAUGAGAGCAGCAUCAUCGAGAAGCUGGAGCUGCCCAAGACGGUCACUUCGCUCGCCGGGGAUAUCAGCAUUCCUCUCGAUUGCGGGCUCGCCUCCCGGCUGCUCAAGCUCGACUUGAUGCUCACCACCCUCGAUAGCUCGCAGCUCUCGCUUCUCCACCAGACUUUCCAAGCGUGUCCCAACCUGGAAGAACUCAAGGUGAGGAACAGCAUCGGGGACGAGGGAGUCGAGGCCAUCGCUAAGCACUGUCGGAAGCUCAAGCGCAUCCGAAUCGAGAACCUCGAGGACAACCAUCACUCAGUCUCGCAGCGCGGCCUCAUCACGCUCGCCUCCAGCUGCCCACACCUCCGCACAGUAGCCAUCUACGCCUCAGACGUGAGCAACGCAGCAUUUGCCGCGUUUGGGCAUUGCUGCCGGGACCUCUACGACUUCCGGAUCGCGGUGCUCGACUCCCCGACCCCGCUCACCGAUACCCCGCUCGACGCCGGCGUCAAAUCCCUCCUCCAGGGCUGCCGGGGCCUCCGCAAGCUCGCGCUCUACCUCAAGCGCGGCGGCCUCUCGGAUCACGGCCUGGCAGAGAUGGGGGUGCUCGCGGGCAAUCUCAAGUGGCUGCUCCUGGGCUGCGCGGGCUACUCGGACGCCGGAUUCGUGGGCCUCGCGGCCGGGUGCGCGAGGCUGACCAAGCUGGAGCUCCGGCACUGCCCGUUUAGCGAGGCCGGCAUGGCGGCCGGGGUGGCGCGGAUGGAGCGGCUGAGGUAUGUGUGGAGCCAGGGGUACCGCGAAGUGGACGCCAGAGAGUUACUGGCGCUGGGGCCGGCGUGGAACAUCGAGUACAUGCCGUCCCGCGAUGCCGCUGUGACACAGUUCGUAGCAUAUCGGUCGCUGCUUGGGCCCCGGAUGGAUUGCCCGCCUCGCGUCAUGCAACUGGUUGGCUAAGCGGAAUUUUUAAUUUUUUUAAUUCGGUGAUGUGGAGAUCUACAGUUGUACGAUUGUCCGCAUGUGUCUCGAAAGUUUAAAAAGAAGACACACCUAUGGAUAAAAAUUGAAACAAAGAUCGUAAAUUAUCCAUAGAAUUUGUUGUAUUCAUUCA
Molecule: messenger RNA, 2104 nt
Organism: Selaginella moellendorffii
Lineage: Eukaryota; Viridiplantae; Streptophyta; Lycopodiopsida; Selaginellales; Selaginellaceae
Product: coronatine-insensitive protein homolog 1a
Exons: 3
Coding region: 13-1950 (645 amino acids)
Biological process (GO): SCF-dependent proteasomal ubiquitin-dependent protein catabolic process
Cellular component (GO): SCF ubiquitin ligase complex
Source: RefSeq, a predicted model, not a curated record